AUGUCAUCUCUGCGCCGGUAUGCCUGCCAAAGACUUGCGGUAUCUUUGAUAUCCCCGUGUCUUUCUCGGACAUCUUUGCAGCAUGCCAGGGCAACUAGAUUAGUCCGCACUACCUGUACCGCUUCUAAGGCUCGCAUAUCUCACACUGCACAUACAGUCUGCCCUUCUCCUGAGCUUCCCACACCUUCUGCAGAGACUAAACCUGAGGUUUACCCACCGUCUUCAAAAGCACUCCUUCUGGCCUUGCACAGGAUCCAGGCAGGAAUAUAUACAUCAACCACUCAUGCGGGCCUUUCGUGGAGUCUGGCUGGAAGGUCUGGCGAGGAAGAUAAAGUAUUUCUGGCGCUGGAAGCUAGCUUAAAUGCGACCCGUCCUGUACGAGUUGAAUACUCUCUCCUAGUUGCUCGGUAUUUGCAUCAAAUUUACCCGUUGCUACGGUCAGAUACCACAAAAGAGAGUGAUUUCAACCAUGCUCUCCUCCGGGUGUUUGACGACAAUGCCUUGGCAUACUUGUCCAAGAGGGGACAUUAUGUGGGUGAUGUGAUGGCAUGGUCGUGGAUAUUGGCUACACCCGACGCCUUCACGGCGAUUAUGCGAUACAAGCGGUUGGCGCAAGAAACCCGAGUUCCAAUGUUCGUUCUUAUGUUCCUCUUGCGACGAAUUGAUAUCGACGAGCUUAGUUUCGACUUACUCUUGAAGCAAUGCCAGGUUGUGUUGAAGUCCAUGGUUCAAACUAAACCGCAUUCUUCAGAUAUGGAACCUAGCUCCUCUUCAAUGCCAGAACAGCUGCUAAAGAAUGGGGAUCGUGCAGUCGUUAUAGCCAUCCUUACUCGCUUGGCCAACUUAGCUCGCAAGGUGGCUCCUAGGACCCUGGUCAACGUAGCAAAAAUGUUCACAUCCACAUUUGCUAGUCUUACAGCGACCAAGGAUCUGGGUCAACUUGGCCCGAAAAAAGCACGCCGAAUAACUGUGCUUUACAAUAAGUUCAUCCAACGUCUCGCGGGAUGGUGCAGAGUAGAGCCUUAUCAUUCUGCCAAAGUACAGCAAAAGGCAGUAUUCCAUAUACUACGAGAAAUGGAAACUUUCAACCCUCCUCUACCAGUCAACAAAGCAACCUACCAGGCCAUAACUCAGAUCUUACUUGCCUGUACAAUGACAAAAGCAGAAAAACAGUGGGAUAGCUUUAAAGCCGUCUCUUGGCCCCCGUGGAAAGAAGACAAGCUGGGAAUUGAUGCAGAGAAGACAGAGGGAAGCAAAAGCAAAGCCAUGGAAUCCAUCACUCAAAUGCAGCAGGCAGGCUACCAUUUCACCGAAUGGGAUAGGGCGGCGUCUGUUGUAGCAGGCUGGGAUACUGAUGGAACACCAACCAUCCAGAAAAGGACAAGGCUUCCAAGCCCGAACUCGGAUUUGGAGGGGCAAUACCUUCAUCCAGAUCCUGAACCGCUGGUAUGGGCUGCUCGGAUUCGGGCAACUAGAACGGUUCGGGAGGCCUGGGCAUGCUAUGUGUCCUCUCAACAACAGAACGUUCCUCUUACAGAGCAAAUUAUUCAUGAAAUAGUUGAAAAAUUCAUCUCAUAUGAGAGAAUACAAGACCAAUUCGAUCAAUUGGAGGAAUUCGGAUCCCAGGCUCCGAUCUCUGUACCUUCUGAUGGUGGUAAGGAGGUACAUCCUGAACCUACCUCACCGCGCGAUGUUAUAUACGUUCCGUCUGAGCCGCCAACGCUACCCCAGUUUUUACAACAAACGUUUUCACGAGAUUUCCCGCUACCGGAUAAAGUACUGGUCUUGGUACUUAGACAUACUUCAUCUCUUAAGCAAGGGCUAGAUUAUAUCGAUCAUAGCACUCUUACAGAUGACCAGAUACAUGCUCUGUUCGCUCCCUCCUCCAAGAACAGCCAAGAGAGAAUGAAGGCUCUCGGCUCCAUCCAUGACGUGAUGUUUUCCGCUGUCAUACGGUUCCUAUGCAGAUGCGCCUCGCACAGUACUGUGAACCGUAUUCCAAACCGAACCGAAGCUCUGAAUGCCAUGUUCCCUAUUCUCGUACCAGGGUGUUCAGACCUAGAGCUAACUCAGGGUCGUGCUUUGACCCAUGCCGUUUUUCUUAUGGAACAACGCGUCCCACGGUACAUGCCUGCCUGGCAUAACGUUUUCAAAGCCAUAGCCAUUGGUAGUCGGCCAUACUACGAUUUUAGAAGGCUUGAGCUGGCGCCAGGUGUGAAUCGAGUCUUUGCUUGGGAAGAGACGCUAAGGCUAGUUGAGUAUAUGAAGGCAAACUCUAUAGUGCUAGAUCUGAGGUGUAUUCAACUCCUUUGCAAUGGGUUGGUAGGGCUGUUGCAGGCUCUCCGCCUCAACCCAAGCGCUGUUAAGGCGGGGAGAAGGGCAAUAUCCCGUCUUCAGCUCCCAGACUCCUAUAUUACGCUGGGAAGACCGUUGGCGACACGAACCUCUAAUGAAAUGGUUGAACAUGCCCUCACGCAGCUGAGACUCCACGUCAACCAAUUUCUGCCUCUCAAGAGAGGGCAGCACAGCCGCCCUUUGUCGGUUGAUGGACUCUCGAUCGCGCCGGUGAUACCGACUCCUUCCAUCCUCCAUUCACUAAUCCGAGCGUUCGGGCGUGGGAAAGAUCGAAAAUCCAUCGUGGCCAUUCUCCAUGUGCUGCAAGCAGAAGCCCACGAGCUCAAACGGGUGACCAACGAACGGCGUGGGGGUCGCAGAAUGCUCCGUCGAGCAGUUAUUGCCUCCAGGGCCUUUCUUGAAAACGACCUGACAGGCUUGAGAGAGGAUGAGGAGUGCAGAGGGCGAACUCAUCAACACACCCACCCCCUGGUACAAGAGGCACGUAUCCUCGUGGAUGAAACCGACAUGCUGGCUCCCUGGCCAUCAGAUGAAGAGGUGGAUGCAUAUAUCCAGCAUGAGAUACUCGAUAACUUCACAGGCCAUGAUGAAGCGAUGUAG
Molecule: messenger RNA, 2955 nt
Organism: Microsporum canis CBS 113480
Lineage: Eukaryota; Fungi; Ascomycota; Eurotiomycetes; Onygenales; Arthrodermataceae
Exons: 2
Coding region: 1-2955 (984 amino acids)
Source: RefSeq, a predicted model, not a curated record